Messenger RNA from Biomphalaria glabrata, 678 nucleotides. Its product is annotated as ESX-1 secretion-associated protein EspE-like. The record is from RefSeq and is a predicted model, not a curated record. The transcript has a single exon. Bases 1 to 678 code for a protein of 225 amino acids. Lineage: Eukaryota; Metazoa; Mollusca; Gastropoda; Planorbidae.
AUGUGUCACUUUCAAAGCCCCAAAGCUAAACAAGAGACAGCUCGAGGUUUGGGUUUAUACGUUUUGGACGUUGCCUUGAAAUUUGUAUUCCGUCCAGACCUCCUAGACCUCCCAGACCUCAUAGACCUCCCAGACAUCCCAGACCUCCUAGACCUCCCAGACCUCCUAGACCUCCCAGACAUCCCAGACCUCCCAGACAUCCCAGACCUCCUAGACCUCCCAGACCUCCUAGACCUCCCAGACAUCCCAGACCUCCUAGACCUCCCAGACAUCCCAGACCUCCUAGACCUCCCAGACCUCCUAGACCUCCCAGACAUCCCAGACCUCCUAGACCUCCCAGACAUCCCAGACCUCCUAGACCUCCCAGACAUCCCAGACCUCCUAGACCUCCCAGACAUCCCAGACCUCCCAGACAUCCCAGACCUCCUAGACCUCCCAGACCUCCCAGACCUCCUAGACCUCCCAGACAUCCCAGACCUCCUAGACCUCCCAGACCUCCUAGACCUCCCAGACAUCCCAGACCUCCUAGACCUCCCAGACCUCCUAGACCUCCCAGACAUCCCAGACCUCCUAGACCUCCCAGACCUCCUAGACCUCCCAGACAUCCCAGACCUCCUAGACCUUUCAGAUCUCACAGACACCCAUUGGACGACAUUGGACGGGCAAGGUUCGAAUUAG